Molecule: messenger RNA, 1626 nt
Organism: Trichoderma aggressivum f. europaeum
Lineage: Eukaryota; Fungi; Ascomycota; Sordariomycetes; Hypocreales; Hypocreaceae
Exons: 3
Coding region: 1-1626 (541 amino acids)
Biological process (GO): fatty acid beta-oxidation using acyl-CoA dehydrogenase
Cellular component (GO): cytoplasm
Molecular function (GO): acyl-CoA dehydrogenase activity; flavin adenine dinucleotide binding
Source: RefSeq, a predicted model, not a curated record
AUGGCUAAAAUCUUCACAGCUGGCGACGUGGCGUCGCAUAACAAGCCCGAUAGCUUGUACAUCACCAUUGACGGUGACGUCUAUGAUUUGACCACGUUCCAAGACGACCACCCUGGCGGCAAGAAGAUCCUGCAGCGAGUCGCCGGCAAGGACGCCUCCAAGCAGUUCUGGAAGUACCACAACGAGGGCAUCCUGAAGAAGUACAAGGCCAAGCUCCAGGUCGGCUCCCUCGACACCAAGCCCAAGGAGGAGCCCAAGGAGGAGCCCAAGCCGACGCCCGCCCCUGCUCCCAAGGCCGUUGUCAAGGCGUCAAGUAGCAGCGAGGACGAGUCGGAGCCUCUGGAGGCGUUUGGCGACCAGAUCCCCUUUGCGGACCCCAGCUGGUACCAGAACUACCACUCUCCCUACUUCAACGAGUCGCACGCGGCGCUGCGUGCCGAGCUUCGCCAAUGGAUCGAGAGCGACAUCGAGCCUUAUGUGACGGAGUGGGACGAGGCGAAGCGCGUGCCCGAGGAGAUUUACAAGGAGAUGGGUCGCCGGGGGUACCUGGCCGGCCUGCUGGGCGUCAAGUACCCGACCGAGUACGUGCCUUCGGGCAUCAAGUCGGUGGCUCCCGAGCAGUGGGAUCUCUUCCACGAGAUGAUCUUGACCGACGAGCUGUCGCGGACGGGCUCUGGCGGCUUCGUCUGGAACGUCAUUGGCGGCUUCGGCAUCGGCGGCCCGCCCCUGUUCAAGUUUGGAUCCAAGGCCCUCAAGGACCGUCUCGCGCCUGGCAUUUUGAGCGGCGACAAGCGCAUCUGCCUGGCCAUCACGGAGCCUGAUGCCGGAUCUGACGUGGCCAAUCUCACGUGCGAGGCCAAGCUGAGCGAGGACGGCAAGCACUACAUUGUCAACGGCGAGAAGAAGUGGAUCACCAAUGGUAUUUGGGCCGAUUACUUCACUACUGCUGUGAGGACUGGCGGGCCUGGCAUGAAUGGCGUCUCGCUGCUGCUGAUUGAGCGCGGUCCUGGUGUGACUACGCGCCGGAUGGAUUGCCAGGGCGUGUGGUCUUCUGGUACGACGUAUAUUACCUUUGAGGACGUAAAGGUUCCUGUUGAGAACCUGCUCGGCAAGGAGAAUCAGGGAUUCCGAGUCAUCAUGACCAACUUCAACCACGAGCGCAUGGGCAUCAUCAUCCAGUCCCUGCGCUUCGCCCGCGUCUGCUACGAAGAGUCGGUCAAGUACGCCAACAAGCGCCGCACCUUUGGCAAGAAGCUCUAUGAGCACCCGGUCAUCCGCAUGAAGCUGGCGCACAUGGCGCGCCAGAUCGAGGCCUCGUACAGCUGGCUGGAGAGCCUCGUCUACCAGUGCGAGAAGAUGGGCGAGACCGAGGCCAUGCUGCGCCUCGGCGGGCCCAUUGCCAGUCUCAAGGCGCAGUCGACCAUUACCUUUGAGUUUUGCGCCCGCGAGGCCAGCCAGAUCUUUGGAGGUUUGUCGUAUUCUCGUGGUGGGCAGGGCGGAAAGGUCGAGCGGUUGUACCGUGAUGUGAGAGCGUAUGCUAUUCCUGGUGGUUCUGAGGAGAUUAUGCUUGAUCUCAGCAUGAGGCAGUCCCUGAGAGUUGCCAAGGCCAUGGGCAUGAAGCUGUAA